Molecule: messenger RNA, 237 nt
Organism: Ogataea polymorpha
Lineage: Eukaryota; Fungi; Ascomycota; Pichiomycetes; Pichiales; Pichiaceae
Exons: 2
Coding region: 1-237 (78 amino acids)
Source: RefSeq, a predicted model, not a curated record
AUGACGUUAGACAACGAGGAGUUUGCAGAAGCGUACAAAAGACUGAACGAGGCCGAGGCGGCCGCGACGCAUUUGGAGAAACUGCUGGAUGCGAUCGAAAGCAGGAUGGACGAUCUGGAGAAAAGCGGCCAGUCGCAGACGACAGACACCGCACAGCGGGAGACCGUGCACGCUGACGUGGGCGACGGGCAGCAGCCAAACGCAGACCAGCCUGAGACAAAUAACGGAGGCAUUUAA